This is a messenger RNA of Belonocnema kinseyi, 2348 nucleotides long. RefSeq names its product AP-1 complex subunit mu-1 (gene AP-1mu). The record is from RefSeq and is a predicted model, not a curated record. The transcript is spliced from 2 exons. Gene Ontology annotation, cellular component: clathrin-coated vesicle; clathrin adaptor complex. Bases 133 to 1401 code for a protein of 422 amino acids. NCBI's taxonomy places the organism in Eukaryota, Metazoa, Arthropoda, Insecta, Hymenoptera, Cynipidae. Gene Ontology annotation, biological process: intracellular protein transport; vesicle-mediated transport. Gene Ontology annotation, molecular function: clathrin-cargo adaptor activity.
GCCCAACUUCUCGACGCUCCACUGUGGCACUUGGCAGUUCUGCCGAAUGCGGUGUAUAGUGGUGUUUUGUUCAAAGUUUAUCUAUACUGAGAGUCCUUUUUAUUUCGAAAUUUCGAUCUCAACCAGGCCGCGAUGUCGAUCUCAGCGAUCUACAUCCUGGACGUGAAGGGCAAGGUCCUGAUUGCGCGGAACUACCGCGGUGACAUCGAGACAGGAGUAAUCGAAAAAUUCAUGCCCCUGGUGAUGGACCGCGAGGAGGAGUGCAACCUGACUCCUAUAAUCCAGACCCCGGAGUGCACCUACUCCUACAUCAAAUACAACAACCUUUACAUAGUCUCCACCACCAGGAAGAACUCCAACAUCUCGCUCGUCUUCGUAUUCCUGCACAAGGUUGUGUCCGUGAUGAGCGAGUACUUCAAGGAACUCGAGGAGGAGAGCAUCCGGGACAACUUUGUCGUUAUCUACGAACUCCUCGACGAGCUUCUCGACUUUGGUUAUCCGCAGACAACCGACAGCAAAAUCCUCCAGGAGUACAUCACCCAAGAGGGUCACAAACUGGAAAUACAACCCCGGAUUCCGAUGGCAGUGACGAACGCCGUUUCCUGGCGGUCCGAAGGUAUCAAGUAUCGUAAAAACGAGGUCUUCCUCGACGUGAUCGAGUCCGUGAAUCUCCUCGCAAAUGCCAACGGCAAUGUCCUUAGUUCGGAAAUAGUUGGCGCGAUCAAAAUGAGAGUUUACCUAUCCGGAAUGCCGGAAUUGCGACUCGGCUUGAAUGACAAAGUCCUCUUCGAGUCGACAGGCAGGGGCAAAUCCAAGUCCGUCGAGCUCGAGGAUGUCAAGUUCCACCAGUGUGUCCGACUCUCGCGCUUCGAGAAUGACAGGACCAUUUCCUUCAUCCCUCCCGACGGCGAAUUCGAACUCAUGUCCUAUCGCUUGAACACCCAUGUGAAGCCACUGAUCUGGAUCGAGUCUGUGAUUGAGCGACACGCACACAGCCGGGUGGAGUACAUGAUCAAGGCCAGGUCGCAAUUCAAGCGACGCUCGACCGCGAACAAUGUCGAGAUUGUCAUUCCCGUGCCGAAUGACGCGGACUCGCCGAAAUUCAAAACGACAAUUGGAAGUGUCAAGUACUCGCCGGAGCAGAGUGCCAUCACUUGGUCGAUCAAGUCGUUUCCGGGGGGAAAGGAGUAUCUGAUGCGGGCGCAUUUCGGUCUGCCUUCGGUGGUCGGCGAGGACGUGGAAGGCAAGCCUCCGAUCCAGGUCAAGUUCGAGAUUCCCUAUUUUACCACCUCGGGAAUUCAGGUGAGGUAUCUGAAGAUUAUUGAGAAGAGCGGAUACCAGGCGCUACCCUGGGUAAGAUACAUUACGCAGAACGGUGACUAUCAGCUUAGGACCAACUAAGUAGGGCCGAAUCAGACGAUUCGAGUGAGCAGGGACGAGGUUUAUAUUAGGACUGGGUUUCGAGAUUUGUGGUAAAUUCUCUGGGGCAUUUGAAUCAUGAUUGAUGGCUCCCGGAAAUUAGACGGUUUGAUCCUUUCAGUUAUCACAGGUAGCAUGUCACUAGCAUUUCCUCUCCUUCAGUGGUUAUGCGGUUGUGAGUUAAAUCAUUACGAGGAUGGUUAUUGUCCUUCUGAAUAAGAAACAGAAUUCUGAUAAGAUUUGUUGCGAGAAACGCGAAUCUGAAAUGUUCAAAUUGAUAGCUUGAAUAGUUUUCGGGGUAUCGAGUUUUUUAUGUUGAUAUAAUUGACUCAUUUAAUUUUUAUAAUUUGAUUCCGAUUUUUUAUGAGACUAAUUCACUCCCGAGAGUAGGGAAUAGAAAAAAUGGCGGGCAAUUUUUUGUUUCCUGUGAGACUUUGUGUGGAUAAUGUCUGGUAAAAUGCGAGAAAUGUUACAUGUGAUAGAUUGACGGAUCUUUUGUUACUAGUAUUAGGUCUACAAAUUAAUUCGGUGCCUUAACUUUGAUCUGUUGCUACUCUUGGUUUAGUUUGAAUUUUUUUCCGUUCUGAGGUAGUUUUUAAGGACAAGCUUUAAAAUUCAAAACAGAAUUUAAUAGGUGGCGGCCUUGCGGACUUAACCAGGGUAUUUAAUCUACCUGGAAAACCUGAAAUUGUCAGGGAAUUUUUAUAUACCUGGAAAUGACGGAUUUUUUAAGUCAUGGAUUUUUUUCGAGAAUAUGUCUAAUGUUUUUAAUUUGUAAUAUAAAAUUGAAUAAAAAUAAUUUUUUAUUUGUGAAAGUAGCUUUAUAUUACUGUAUUUAGCUUCUUUUCGCUGGAUACUUUAACAGUGUGUUUGCAAUUUUUUCUCUUUGACUGGAAAAUCUUUUUUAGUUGAAAAUUCAAGACUAGCUG